This is a messenger RNA of Tyto alba (common barn owl), 1874 nucleotides long. RefSeq names its product nuclear receptor ROR-gamma-like. The record is from RefSeq and is a predicted model, not a curated record. The transcript is spliced from 10 exons. Gene Ontology annotation, cellular component: nucleus. Gene Ontology annotation, biological process: regulation of transcription by RNA polymerase II. Bases 1 to 1311 code for a protein of 436 amino acids. Lineage: Eukaryota; Metazoa; Chordata; Aves; Strigiformes; Tytonidae. Gene Ontology annotation, molecular function: RNA polymerase II cis-regulatory region sequence-specific DNA binding; nuclear receptor activity; zinc ion binding.
AUGCGAGCCCACAUCGAGGUGAUCCCCUGCAAGAUCUGCGGGGACAAAUCCUCAGGGAUCCACUACGGCGUCAUCACCUGCGAGGGCUGCAAGGGCUUUUUCCGGCGCAGCCAGCAGAGCAGCCUGAGCUACGCCUGCAGCCGCCAGCAGAACUGCCCCAUCGACCGGGCCAGCCGCAACCGCUGCCAGCACUGCCGCCUGCAGAAGUGCCUGCGCCUCGGCAUGUCCCGCGACGCCGUCAAGUUUGGCCGCAUGUCCAAGAAGCAGCGGGACCGGCUGCACGCCGAGGUGCAGCAGCAGCUGGAGCAGCGGGAGCGGGAGCGGGUGGCCGAGGGGGCACCCCCCGGCCCCCUGGGGCUGGUGGGGUGCCGGGGCCACCCACUGACCCCCACCGGCACCCGCCACGGCGGGACGGAGGGCAGGGCUGCUCCCACGGUGAAGGUGGAGCCGGGGCGGCUGGAGGGGGCCAAGCGGGGCCCGGACGGGGACGGGGACGGCCCCGGCUUCUACCCCCACCCUGAUGCCGGCGGCCUCCUGGAGUCACCCACGUCCGCCGGCGUGGAGAUCGAGCACCUCACCCAGAACGUCCUCAAGUCCUACCGGGAGACCUGCCAGCUCCGCGCCGAGGACCUGCAGCUCCGGCGCUGGGACACCUUCUCCCGCGAGGAGGUCUGCGCCUACCAGAGGAAGCCGAUGGAGGAGAUGUGGCAGCGCUGCGCCGGGCGCAUCACCGAGGCCAUCCAGUAUGUGGUGGAGUUCGCCAAGCGCCUGCGCGGCUUCAUGGACCUCUGCCAGAACGACCAGAUCGUCCUCCUCAAAGCGGGAGCCAUGGAGGUGGUGCUGGUGCGCAUGUGUCGAGCCUUCAACGCCGACAACCGGACCGUCUUCUUCGAGGGCAAGUACGCCGGCGCCGAGCUCUUCCGAUCCCUGGGCUGCCACGAGCUCAUCAGCUCCAUCUUCGACUUCGCCCAGAGCCUCUGCGCUCUGCACUUCUCGGAGAGCGAGGUGGCCCUCUUCAGCGCCCUUGUCCUCGUCAACGCCAACCGCCCGUGGCUGCAGGACCAGGCCAAGGUGGCUCGGCUGCAGGGACACCUGGACGUCGCCUUCCGCGUGCUGCUGCGCCGGACCCGCCGCGAGGGGCUGCUGGCCAGGCUGCCGCCGCCCGGGCGCCUGCGCGCGCUGUGCUCGCAGCACGUGGAGCAGCUCCAGGCCUUCCGCCGCCUGCACCCCGGGGUGCUGCACGCCGCCUUCCCCCCGCUCUACCGCGAGCUCUUCGCCUCCGAGCCCGAGACCCCCGGCAGCGCCCGCUGAGCCCCCCGACACCCCACGGCUCGCCCGGCCCCCCCCGCCUGCUGCCUGCCCACGGCCAGGAGUGCCGGCACCCCGGGGUGCUCCCUCGGCCGGGGGCACCCGCACCCGGUGAAGGACCGUCACCCGGCUGUGCUCUGUCACCCGGCGAUGCUCUGUCACCCGGCGAUGGUCCGUCGCCCGAGGAGGAUCCGUCACCCAACAACGCCCCGUCACUCAGCAGGGUUUUGUCACCCGGCGGGGCUCCGUCACCCCGAGGAGCUUUGUCACGACAGUCUGUCACCCACCGAUGCUCCGUCACCCGGCGGGGCUCUGUCACCCGAGGGUGCCCCCACCCCCCCGCAGAGCAGUCUGGGGUCCCCGGGGCCGCGGUGGGUGCUCCACGCGGGACAGGCACACGCCCACCCCCUCCCCGGGGCUCUCCCAGGGCCACCGGCUCCCGUGUGUGCAGACACGCGUGGGCUCCCCCCCCGGGUGGCCCGGCUGGGUGACGGGGGGGCGAGCGCCGGGGGGUGCCGGGCCGGGGCCGCGGCUGUACCGAAUUGGAAUAAAGGCAUUUUUGGGAC